AUGCCGCAUACAAACGGUAAAAAUGGUGGACAACACAGCUGGAAAGGCGGAAAACGGAAGCGGAAAUUCGACGGAGAGCAUGACGCUGGAAUUCAGAAGAUUCUGAAGGAGAAGAGACUUCAGAAGAAGAGAAAACAGGAUUUGAAGGAGCAAGAGGAAACGAUGUUGCUGGAAUUACAGACAAAGUAUAAGGAGAUGGAAAAGAAAAGCUCUCGAACCUUCCUUCGCUUCACCGACUUUCCACUCUCAUGGCGUACCCAAGAAGGUCUAAAAGAGAACGAAUACACCAAACCAACAGAAAUCCAACGUGACACUAUCGCUCACUCACUCUCCGGUGCCGACGUCGUGGGAGCCGCGAAAACAGGCUCCGGAAAGACAUUGGCUCUCGUUAUCCCGAUUCUGGAGGCUCUAUGGCGUGCCAGAUGGUCUCCAGAAUACGGUUUAGGUGCCCUCGUGAUCUCACCGACACGAGAAUUGGCACUUCAGACGUUUUCGACGAUCAACGCCGUCGGAAAGCAUCACGGAUUCUCGUGUGGUCUUGUUAUCGGUGGAAGUGAAGUGUCUUACGAAAAGAAUCGAAUUUCUGGAAUCAAUAUUAUCGUCUGUACACCAGGACGUCUUCUACAACAUAUGGAUGAGAAUGAACAAAUGAAUUGUGAUUCUUUGCAAAUUCUUGUGUUGGAUGAGGCCGAUCGAAUGCUUGAUAUGGGAUUUGCCAAGCAGUUGAACUCGAUUGUUAACAAUUUGCCGAGUGAACGACAGACUCUGUUGUUCUCGGCCACACAGACACGCAAUGUUAAGGAUUUGUGUAGAGUUUGUACUAAUGACCCCGUAUUCGUGUCAGUCCAUGAGAACGCCUCCGCAGCGACUCCAGACAAUCUGAAACAGUCGUACGUGAUUGUGGAAGAAGAGUCGAAAAUCAAUACUCUCUGGUCGUUUAUCGAGGCUCACAAAAAGAAGAAAUCGUUGGUUUUCGUGUCGAGUUGUAAGCAAGCGAGAUUUCUGACGGAAGUGUUCUCCCAAUUGAGACCCGGACUACCUGUGAUGGGAUUGUGGGGAACGAUGAAUCAGAAGAAGAGAAUUGAGACAUUCACUAAGUUCGAUGAGGCGAAAGCCGCCGUUUUGAUUGCUACGGACGUCGCGUCGAGAGGGCUCGAUUUUGAGCAUAUCGAUUGGGUUAUUCAGAUGGACUGUCCUGCCCAAAUCGAUGACUACAUCCAUCGAGUUGGUCGAAGUGCUCGAAUGGAUGAUUCUGGAAAUUCUCUGCUGAUGGUCACGUCGUCUCAAGAAUCCCCAAUGAUUGCGAAACUCGAAAAGCACAAUAUUCCAAUCGAAGAGCUGAAAAUCCAUCCGGACGCCGUGACAGACGUGAGACAGAAACUGAGAGCAAUGCUCGCCGAGUCGCCAGAGCUCAAAGAAUGGGCUCAGAAGUCGAUUGUCGCGUAUCUACGGGCGGUUCACACGAUGAGAGAUAAACGGGUUUUCGACGUGAAUUCGAUCAACGUCGCCGCGUUUUCCGACUCGUUUGGAUUGGUUUCAGUGCCAAGAUUAAGGUUUUUGAAAGCUCAGAAGACGAAGGAGGCUCCAGAAGUCGUCGAGGAUUCAGAAGACCCGAAAACCACCGAAUCCCUCAUCGGACAAUUCGCUAUCGAUGAGGAUGACGAUGAGAUUUUCACGAUGAAAGAGAAGAAAACAGGCGAAAAUCCAGAAAUUCCCGAAGAAAAGGCUGAAAUUCCAGCUGAAAAUGCUGAAAAAAUCACUCUGAAAAAGGGAAAACCACUGAAAAAGGCGUUGACGAAAGUGGGCGCGGCGAAGAAGAUUCUGAAUAAGAAAUUGAGAGUUAACACGAAAAAAACGUUCGAUGAGGAGGAAGAGGGUACUGUAGAGGGACCGUCGACGAUCACUUCGUAUGGAUUGGAUAUUGAAAAAGCGCGGCAAGAGUUGAAGAGUGGCGAUAAGGCCGAUAGAAAGAGGUUUAAGGAGCUCCGCGAGCAACGUCGACAAGAGAAAUUGGCGAAGAAGAAUAAGAAGAAGGAGGAAGAAGAAGAGGAAUACGAUAUGGAGAGUGACGACGAUGAGCCUGAUAUCUCGUGGUUGCCGGAUCCAGAUGCCGUCCGACGGAAAUAUGGACAGACGGAGGAAGAGAGUGAUGAUGGAGACGAGUGGGCGGAGCCUAUGGAUACAGAAGAUUUGGAGAAACAGGCGUUGGCCAUGUUGGGGAAGAGAAGAAAAUAG
Caenorhabditis remanei is the source of this 2235-nucleotide messenger RNA. RefSeq lists its product as uncharacterized. Gene Ontology annotation, biological process: rRNA processing. NCBI's taxonomy places the organism in Eukaryota, Metazoa, Nematoda, Chromadorea, Rhabditida, Rhabditidae. The transcript has 6 exons. The record is from RefSeq and is a predicted model, not a curated record. The coding region runs from base 1 to 2235 and encodes 744 amino acids. Gene Ontology annotation, cellular component: nucleus. Gene Ontology annotation, molecular function: RNA helicase activity; nucleic acid binding; ATP binding.